AUGCCGUACUGUGUGGCCGUGUUCGUGCCCGACACGCGGGACUCACUGCAGCGGGUGGUGUCUCCGGCCGAGGUGGUCAUACUGGACGUUCGGGAGUCCUCUGUGGUGCCGAAGGAGUGCAGCCCAGUGCGCGUCAAGUUCGGGCAGCAGGCGGAGCUGAAGUGGAGCCACACAGGCUCGGCGCUGCUGGCCCACUGCACCACCGACGUCGAUGACACCGGCCAGAGGGGUCUGCGGACUACGGUGGUUCAAAGCUGGUCAUCGUCUCGACGCGGGCUACUGCUUGGACCUCACCGAGGCGAAAGACUCGGUGGUGCAGGCUGUCUCCUGGUGUCCGACCAGAGACGAGUGUGCAGAUUGAUACAGGGCUUUCAGCCAGCAAAGGUUACGUGCUGGAAGUGGGACGCGCAGGCCCGCGAAUGCUCGCAGACGGCUGUGCUCCAGGAGAAAAUGCACCGGAACACGAUCAGAUGGAAUCAUUUCGGAUCCAUGGUCUGCAUCGCGGGCUUCGGCAACCUCGCGGGCAAGGUCGACUUUUUCGCGCGCUCCGACAAUGAUCUCAAGAAGAUCUCUUCCUGCGAGGCGACCUGCACGGUCCAUGCGGAUUGGGCGCCAGACGGCAGGCAUUUGCUCACAGCUGUCCUGGCGCCGCGGAUGCGGGUGGACAACGGGCUGAGCAUAUGGUCAGCCCUCACUGGCUUCAAGGCCGCAGAGCUCGCCUACGACGAGCUGCUCGAGGCACACUGGGCGCCGGAGCCCGCGAGCAGUUCCAGGAGAGUUCACGGACAUCACCCCCGAGGAGCUGCAGAGGGCGGCCAGCGGCCAGGGUUCGGGGGCUCCAGGUCGAAGCGCCGGGUUGCAAGGCAAGAAGCAGGCAUACCGUCCUCCGAGUGCUCGUGA
Messenger RNA from Prorocentrum cordatum, 900 nucleotides. NCBI's taxonomy places the organism in Eukaryota, Dinophyceae, Prorocentrales, Prorocentraceae. The record is from the annotation of a GenBank genome assembly.